GAAGGUUCCUUGCAGCAAUACAGCAUGGAGGAGUUCCUGAUCCCAGAGGACGCCCGCCCUGAGCACGGCUUCUUCUCUCCAAUCGGCUCCGGGAAAAACAGACUGGACGGUGUAAAGACCUUGCUGCGUGGUGCCUUCAAAAUAUAUAUUAGGGGAUAUGUGAAACGAAAUGGACUGCUGACUCUGUCUGUGCUUGGAGUGUUCACGGGGUGCAUCCUUGGCUACACUCUCAGAGGGUGUGAACUCUCCGUGCAGGCAAAGAUUUAUCUCUCAUUUCCUGGUGAGCUCCUGAUGAGAAUGCUAAAAAUGCUCAUUCUGCCUCUGAUCACCUCAAGUUUAAUGUCAGGCCUGUCGUCGAUGGAAUCCAAGGCCUGUUGUCAUAUAGGCUUGCUAACUGUGACCUAUUACCUAUGGACCACCUUCAUUGCUGUAGUUAUUGGCAUUGUACUGGUGGUGAUCAUCAAACCUGGCUUUGCAACGGACAUGGAGACGACCAGGCUGGGUGGAGGUCCUGUGAUGACUUCAGCAGACGCUCUGCUUGACCUGAUCAGGAACAUGAUUCCUUCAAAUCUCAUAGAGGCCACAUUUCAGCAGUACAAGACAGAUCUAAUUCCUGUCAUUAAACCACAAGCCAGCAACAAGCAGCACAGCUUUGUUUACCUGAUGCCAGACGAGGAUCAUCCUAUGGGUCACACGGUGUUACUGGAUCUCACUCCACCUCCUGAUGUUCACUACAAGAUGUAUCCUGGAAGCAGCCACCAGAUGAACGUUCUCGGGAUCGUCAUUUUCUCAGCGACUAUGGGGCUCUUGCUGGGCAAAAUGGGUGAGCGGGGUGCACCUUUAGUCAGUGUCUGCCAGUGCAUCAAUGAGUGUGUUAUGAAGAUUGUGAAUACAGCGGUGUGGUAUUUUCCCUUUGGGAUCAUCUUCCUUGUGGCUGGGAAGAUCCUGGACAUGAGUGACCCCUCCACUAUGGGGAAGAAGCUGGGCUGGUAUGCAGUAACAGUUGUGACUGGACUGUUCAUCCAUGGCUUCAUUCUUCUUCCACUAUUUUAUUUCCUUCUAACACGCAAGAACCCUUUCACGUACAUCAGAGGACUGCUGCAUGCUAUGGUCAUUGCCUUAGCUACCUCCUCAAGUUCCGCCACGCUGCCCAUUACAAUGAAGUGCUUACUGGAGAACUGUCAUGUAGAAAGACAGAUUGCCCGCUUUGUCUUGCCCGUGGGUGCCACCAUCAACAUGGAUGGCACGGCUCUGUAUGAAGCGGUGGCAGCCAUCUUCAUCGCUCAGGUUAAUGAGUACGAGCUUGAUUUUGGACAGAUGGUGACAAUAAGCAUUACAGCCACAGCUGCAAGCAUCGGUGCAGCAGGCAUCCCCCAGGCUGGCCUUGUUACCAUGGUGAUAGUGCUCACAUCUGUAGGAUUGCCACCAGAUGAUGUCACACUAAUAGUGGCCAUUGACUGGAUCUUGGAUCGAUUUCGAACAAUGAUUAAUGUACUAGGAGACUCCCUGGCUGCUGGAAUCGUCGCCCAUUUGUGUCGGAAAAACUUUGCUUCUGACACCAGUGGAUCAACCAGUGGAUCAUGCCAGAAUAAAGAUCAUGGCCGAAACAUGGAGAAUGUUCGUUUGACUGAAGUGCCGCUGCUUGCUGGAAAAGACUGCAUGUAUGAAGUGGUUGGAGACAUGGUUAUUGAGCGACCCACUGUCUACUACAACGUCUGUCAAGUUUAACCUCGGAAGUGCCUUAUUCUCACUACAUUUUCAAAACUUUUCUGUCUUUGCUGGUAGUUCACUGGCCGCAAAGACCAAAUUUUCGAAAUGAAGAUGAAUUAGUGAAGAAUGUUGCAUCCAAGUAACAAAAGGCCCAGGUGCAUAAAUGCUUAGACUUUACACGAGUGAUGCAUCAAAUGUAUUGCCUUAAAAGAGAGAGCGGACUAUAUUUUGUGACAAAAGUAUUUUUUCUAUGGUGUAAGAUUUUCUUACCUAUAUAUCUGCUAAGGAAUGUUCCUGUAGGCUGCCUGUAGUAAAUACAAGGUUACGAUUUGCACAG
Clarias gariepinus (North African catfish) is the source of this 2047-nucleotide messenger RNA. It is a transcript of the gene slc1a8a, whose product is annotated as solute carrier family 1 member 8a. Gene Ontology annotation, biological process: L-glutamate transmembrane transport. NCBI's taxonomy places the organism in Eukaryota, Metazoa, Chordata, Actinopteri, Siluriformes, Clariidae. The transcript is spliced from 11 exons. The record is from RefSeq and is a predicted model, not a curated record. Gene Ontology annotation, cellular component: plasma membrane. Gene Ontology annotation, molecular function: glutamate:sodium symporter activity; neutral L-amino acid transmembrane transporter activity; L-glutamate transmembrane transporter activity. The coding region runs from base 25 to 1728 and encodes 567 amino acids.